AUGGCAGCUUUGGAUCUCACAAUAAGCAUGUUGACACUCAUUGUUGUUGUUUCUCUUGGUUUGUGGAGUGGUGUUCAAGGUGCACUACAAGUGCCAUGCUACUUCAUUUUUGGUGAUUCUUUGGUUAAUAAUGGGAACAACAACCAACUCCAAUCUUUGGCUAGGGUUGAUUACUUGCCUUAUGGGAUUGACUUCCCUGGUGGACCUUCUAGAAGGUUUUCCAAUGGGAAAACCACUAUGCAAUUGGUGACUGAACUUUUGGGAUUCGAUGAUUACAUACCUCCAUAUGUUGAUGCAAGUGGCGAUGCUAUAUUCAAAGGAGUCAAUUAUGCAUCUGCUACUGCUGGAAUUAGGGAGGAAACUGGGCAGCAACAGGGAGGGCGUAUUAGCUUUAGUGGGCAGGUGCAAAAUUACCAAAGCAUAGUUUCUCAAUUGGUAAAUUUACUGGGAAAUAAGGACUCAGCUGCAAAUUACUUGAGCAAGUGCAUAUACUCAAUUGGGUUGGGUAGCAAUGAUUACCUCAACAACUAUUUCAUGCCUCAAUUCUAUUCCAGCAGUAGGCAGUACUCACAACAUGAGUAUGCUGAUGUUCUCAUUCUAGCAUAUACUAAACAAGUAAAAACUUUGUACAAUUAUGGACCAAGGAAAAUGGUUCUAUUUGGAAUAUGCCAAAUAGGUUUCAGCCCAAAUGAAUUGGCCCAAAACAGCCCUGAUGGUAAAACAUGUGUGGAAAAGAUCAAUUAUGCAAACGAGGAAAACAUGUGUUCUAAAAUUGACAUAGCAUUUGCGAGGGAUUUAACCAUUUUAGCUGUAGAACCUCUAGCUGAUUAUCCUUCCCCAUAUGAAAUUCCUCAUGCUGAUUCAACUGAACCACCUUCACAAGAUAAUAGCCCUUCUAAUGGCUCAACUGAAUACAUUGAGUUAUAUUCAAUGCUAUUAGAAUAUUUCGAUCUGACUCAAAAGGAAAAAACUUAUGAGACCCCAUGUGACAACUUUGAUGGCAAAUGGAUCCGAGAUAGGAGAGGCCCUUUGUACAAUAGUACAACCUGUGGUACAAUCAAAGAAGGCCAGAAUUGCAUAACACGUGGAAGGCCUAACUCUGGCUAUCUAUACUGGAGAUGGAAACCAAGUAAAUGCAGUCUUCCAAGGUUUGAGGCUCAAACUUUUCUCCAACUCAUUAGCAACAAGCAUGUAGCUUUUGCUGGGGACUCAGUGCCUAUGAACCAAUUAAAGUCCUUUCUUUGCAUGUUAUCCACCGGUUCAACCCUGAAUCUUGUCUACCGGAACGACAACGACAACAUUAUUGUGCUAUCAAUUGGGCACUGGUUUUUGCAUCUUGUAGUGUACUAUGAGGGUGGUUUAGCAUUGGGGUGUCACAAUUAUCCUAGCCUUAAUCACACUGAAAUUGGGUUUUAUGAUGUCUUAAGAAAGGCUCUAAGGACUACCCUUAAUAGCAUUAUUGUUAGGAGAGGGGUAAAGGCUAUGGAAUUGAUGUAA
Messenger RNA from Glycine soja, 1497 nucleotides. Its product is annotated as GDSL esterase/lipase At2g42990-like. The coding region runs from base 1 to 1497 and encodes 498 amino acids. The transcript is spliced from 6 exons. Lineage: Eukaryota; Viridiplantae; Streptophyta; Magnoliopsida; Fabales; Fabaceae. The record is from RefSeq and is a predicted model, not a curated record. Gene Ontology annotation, molecular function: hydrolase activity, acting on ester bonds; transferase activity.